AUGCAGCGGCCGCAGGCCGCCCCACACGGGCCCUCCAAGGCGCUGCUCGUGGGCCUGCUGGUUUUCGCAGCCAUCUUGCUUCUGGCCCUUCCCCUGCUCAGCUCGAGGGAGCACUCGCCCCAGGGCCCUGCCAACGGCCUGGAGUCCAAUGUCAGCGACGUGUGCCUCGUCCAGGUCUCGAAUUACCGAGUGGGAGACGACCAUCUGGCAGAUGCCAGCAUGUACGCCUGGUCUUUCUAUGCCCUCCGGCACGGUUAUCACUACGUGAGGGUGAUUGAGACGGAGGCUGGCUCAAAACCGGACGAAAACUGGCAAGAGCAGAAGUGCUCGAUAUCUUGGUGCAAGGGUGCUGCCGUGCAGCGGCUGCUGCCGCAGUGCAAGCUGCUUGCCUUGCUGGACAUCGAUGUCAUCAUGGUGGAUUGGGGCACGCCGCUGGAAGAUUUGCUGCACAUGUGGAACUUUACAGGCGAGCUUAAUCAUAGCUCGCUGAUCCUGCAGCCCCUAGACCCUGAUCUGCCUUUCAACUGGGUGGAGCUGGAGGACCCCAAGGGGACGGAAACCGGCAAAACGCGCCUGCUAGCAGCCAAUACGGGCUUCAUGGUGUUCAGGAACAGCCCUGAGACGCAGGCCAUCGUCGAGCGCUGGCUGCGCUGCCCCGACGAUGUGCCGGAGUGCGACGGCAGCCGCCACUACUGGCCCUGCGACCAGGGCGCCUGGAACACAUACAUCCGCCCCACACUGCACCCCGGCCAGCUGGUGCUGGUACCCUGCGCCGAGGCGAAUGGGUUCCCCGAUGCGCCAUCAUCGCACAGUGGCGGAACGUGCAUGGGUGGCCAGUAUUUAAGCCAUUACUGGAUCGAGAAAUUCCGACUGCAGGAGCUGCUCGACGCCACCUUCCAUGAAAACGCGAAGGAGGCAGUGCUGGGCUACUUGAGGAGGGAGGGAGACCUGCGCAUUUUGCAGUGA
Chlorella variabilis is the source of this 966-nucleotide messenger RNA. RefSeq lists its product as hypothetical. The coding region runs from base 1 to 966 and encodes 321 amino acids. The transcript has 5 exons. Gene Ontology annotation, cellular component: Golgi membrane. Gene Ontology annotation, molecular function: glycosyltransferase activity. The record is from RefSeq and is a predicted model, not a curated record. Gene Ontology annotation, biological process: protein N-linked glycosylation. Lineage: Eukaryota; Viridiplantae; Chlorophyta; Trebouxiophyceae; Chlorellales; Chlorellaceae.